AUGGAAGUAAUCUCACUUUUGUGCAAGAAUUUCUUUUGGGAACAGCAAAGCAAGCUGCUAUCAGGGAAAGAGAAGCGACAAAAGGCCACAUUAGUACCUAUAAAGUGUCCAAUGCUAACAACUAAAUCUAUGUUUCAGAUCGUGGAUUUUUAUGCAGAGAAAUGUGGCGCAGAAAAAACUGAUGACGAGCAUAUUUGGAAACUUUGUAACCUAUUUCUUCUAAUUUUAUGGGACACUGGAGGACUACCUCGUGCAUUACAAUUUAUGCUUAGUACCUGCUGUAAUAAAUUAAAUAAGAAUGGUAAAGCAUUCUUUCACAAUAUAAAGGAUCAAGAUUUUGACAAAAUUUUUAAGGAAACUACUAUCACGCUUGAGGAAAAUAUGGCAUAUACAGAAGCUUACCAGAAGAUGUCCUGGUUAUCGACCAAACCAACUUCAAGGAAUACUUUGGUCACAUUUUAUCUUGCCGAAGAUAUCAAUCCUAAUUUCUCGAAACUGACAAAAAUUAAAAAUAUUGUUCCUGAUGUUGGAGUUGUUACCGCUGAUAAAAUUAUUGAAGAACAGCCAUACUAUAAUUUAGAAGAUUUCUUAGAAAAACAUAAACAUAACAAGCGUCAAAAGCUUGAAGAAAGCUAA
This is a messenger RNA of Rhizophagus irregularis DAOM 181602=DAOM 197198, 636 nucleotides long. RefSeq lists its product as uncharacterized. NCBI's taxonomy places the organism in Eukaryota, Fungi, Glomeromycota, Glomeromycetes, Glomerales, Glomeraceae. The record is from RefSeq and is a predicted model, not a curated record.